AUGGGGCAGCAGUGGGAUUCAGUGUCGGGCCACCAGUAUUUAGCAAGCCGGGAGAGCGUCUGUCUCUCCUGUCCAGCACCCACACUAGGCCCUAUAGCAUCCUCUGUGGAUUAUAAGAGUAAUACAGAUAUCAGCUGGUCCAAGGAUGACCCAGCACGGCAGUAUAGCG
Molecule: messenger RNA, 169 nt
Organism: Pelobates cultripes (western spadefoot toad)
Lineage: Eukaryota; Metazoa; Chordata; Amphibia; Anura; Pelobatidae
Source: the annotation of a GenBank genome assembly